CCGCGAAGCACUGCCAUACAAAACCCACCAAAAAGAUGCCGACCAACGAACACCACCAUCCAGCACUACUCCUACUAACAACACAAACCAAACCAACAACAACAACAACAACAACCCCCACACUCACUCCGACUUCGAAGCCAAAGACAGCAACUCAGCAUCAUCAUCAUGUCAGGAGACCCAAUUGGACGACCGCAGAGGACGAACAACUCUGUCGAUCCUGGCUCGAAAACGCGCUCGAUCCGCUCACCAAUACGCCCCAAAAAGGAUCCCAGUUCUGGAACAAAGUCGCCGCCCAUUUCGCCGCUCAUCAUACUGGACCCAUCGCACGCAAUCAAGAUCAUGUCAGAAAUCGCUGGCAAUUACUGCACUCCAAGGUGCUCAAGUUCAGUGGAUAUUACGAGCGAGUGAAGAAGGCCCAGAUGGCCAACACCAGAAGUACGGGAGCGGGAAUCGAGGAAGAAGAAGAGCUGGUGCGCGAAGCGAUGCGAGUGUACGAACGCGAGGAGCAACACAAGUUCACAUACCACAGUUCAUGGCACCUGCUGCGCCGCUCGAGCCGAUGGCAACGAUUCACGUAUGGGGGGACAGGGGGGGUGCCGCAUGGGGUCGGACGACAGAGCCAAGGGUCGAUCGACGGGCCCACAACGGCGGAGGUCGGCUCGGCGGAAGGACUCUUGUUGGAUCGCGUACAAGAUCGAAUGAUGGCAGGCCGACGACGACGACAGAUCAAGCCAGAAGAACAAGAACACGAUGCUCAUCCAGAAGAGCUCGAUCGGCUGUUAGCCUCGGCUCUCAAACGCAAAGCCGAGGUGGACCAAGAAUCGCUCGAGCUCCAGCUGCUCAAGAUCGACCCGCUCACGCUCGACAACGACCCGCUUCGCAGGGAAGUCUAUACGCUCAAGAUGCAAGAUCUGCGGGACAGAUAUCGCGAGAAACGUCUCCGGACGGCCUCUGUCCUUCGCCCCUCUGAGCUCCCCCGCCACCCUUCGUCGUCGUCGGCGUCUGACUCGGAGCUCGUCGAUCAGCUCGAUCUUUCGCCUCCUUGUGGCUCCAUCACUCCCCUCCAUGACCAUCAGCAUCAACAACAACAACAACAACAACUGCACAAUCUUCAUCCUCAGUUAAAUCCCUUCACUGACCCUACUCUCACCACUCAAGAUACCCCUUCCACUUCUACUACUAAUACUAAUACUAAUACUACCAAUAGCUCUUCAACCUCUGAAUCCUCUUGAAAAAAAAAAUGAAAAUGUCUGGAGACUACUCCAAUCAAUCAAUCUUUCCCAAUCAUGCUUGUAUUAUUGUCUAUUAAGAUUCAUUAUAGUUUGUAUAUAACUUGUCUUACUUUGAUUGAUUGCUGGCUCCGAAAUAAUCUUCUUGUUCUGCUUCUUUCUCCAAUCAAUAUCAACAUUAUUAUUAUAAUUGUUAUCAACAAUUUAUUUAAAC
Molecule: messenger RNA, 1446 nt
Organism: Puccinia graminis f. sp. tritici CRL 75-36-700-3
Lineage: Eukaryota; Fungi; Basidiomycota; Pucciniomycetes; Pucciniales; Pucciniaceae
Exons: 2
Coding region: 36-1235 (399 amino acids)
Source: RefSeq, a predicted model, not a curated record